Didymella exigua CBS 183.55 is the source of this 971-nucleotide messenger RNA. RefSeq names its product Swi3-domain-containing protein. Gene Ontology annotation, molecular function: DNA binding. The transcript has 2 exons. NCBI's taxonomy places the organism in Eukaryota, Fungi, Ascomycota, Dothideomycetes, Pleosporales, Didymellaceae. The record is from RefSeq and is a predicted model, not a curated record. Gene Ontology annotation, cellular component: replication fork protection complex; nucleus. The coding region runs from base 68 to 835 and encodes 255 amino acids. Gene Ontology annotation, biological process: DNA damage response; replication fork arrest; DNA replication checkpoint signaling.
CUCAAGAGCAUAUUCCCUCUUUGAUUGCGGGACUUGAGACGGUACCGUCUAUUGCCAACGAUACAUCAUGGCUCCCACAGUUGCACCUCCAACCUCAGGUGACGAGUUGGACGACAUUUUACGCGGGAUCGCCGCAGAAGGAGGUUAUCAGCCCGAGCCGGCGGCGAGUAAAUCCACGAACAAUGCAGAUGCAGGCCUCGGUAUCGACGAGGAGAUUGCUGUGAUUAAAAAGCGCAUACCAAACCCAAAACUAGACGAUGUCAGGCUGCGCUCGGAGCGUGGCGUUCCACGUCUGCGAACGAUCUCGAAAGAGAGGCUGCGCUUCAAGGGCAAAGGGCAUGAGUACGGAGACAUUGCCCGCAUGCUGAACAUGUAUCAGCUCUGGCUCGACGACCUUUACCCUCGCGCCAAAUUCGCAGACGCCCUAGCCAUCAUCGAGAAGGUCGGCCAUACAAAACGAAUGCAGGUCGACCGAAAAUUCUGGAUAGAUGAAGGGAAACCAAGGCAGACAUCAGAUAAACCCGAGGACGACGUAGGUGCAGAUGUUCAAAAUGAAACUGCUGCACAGGUGCAAGCAGAGACUAUGGAGGGACUAGAGGCGGAAGACAACACUACAGCAGUGCAGUCUGGUGCUGAAACACCUGUUCAGCCCCGAGCUUCCGCACACCCUUCUGCUGAGGAGCCAAAUGAGGAUGAGCUGGACGCGCUAUUGGCAGAGAGUGAACAGCGAGCCCAAAUAGCACCCAAAGUGCUGCCUUCGCAGGCAAGGCCAGCUACGGACGAUCCGUUUGCAGACGAGAUGGAGGCCAUGGAGGGCAUGGAGGACAUGUGGUGAUCGCACUUUGUUCUGGACGAUCUGACAUGAGAGGGCUUGAUGAUUUUGGACUUGCAUAGCGUGGCGUUUGGGAAUAUAAGAUAUCUAGCAUUUAGAAUAAACAGAGCUGAGCCAGGUGAAUGCCCUGUUCAUGCAG